Molecule: messenger RNA, 9561 nt
Organism: Toxorhynchites rutilus septentrionalis
Lineage: Eukaryota; Metazoa; Arthropoda; Insecta; Diptera; Culicidae
Exons: 2
Coding region: 71-6040 (1989 amino acids)
Biological process (GO): DNA integration
Molecular function (GO): nucleic acid binding
Source: RefSeq, a predicted model, not a curated record
GAAACAAGAAAAUUGCUGCUUUGAAAAUUAGUUUGUUGUGACGACCCCGAACAAACUUGAAAAUUUUACAAUGGCAGAAUUGACCCUUUCACCCGAAGCUGCCGAAAAGACGGGUUACAAUUGUGCCGCUUGUGAGCGACCGGAUCACGCAGAGAAGGAUAUGGUGUUUUGUGACCAAUGUCAAAACUGGUAUCAUUUUGGAUGUGCCGGUGUAACGAAUGCGGUAAAGGACGAUUCAUCGUGGAUAUGCGGCAAGUGCAUGAAAAAUGCCGCUGGUAGUUCCGUGACGUCAGAGUUGGAGCAAGAAUUGAAAAGGCUCGAGGAAGAAAAAAGAGUCCAACAGCUAGCUAUGGAGAAGGAAAGAGUCCUGCAUAAACGGCGCCUGGAGCUGCAGCAGGAAAUGUUUCUGAUGCGAAAAAAACUGGAACAGGAGAAACGCGAAAUGGAGUUAGCCUUCGAAAAAGAGCAGUUGGAGAAGGAAAUCGCUGAGGAAGAAUCGUUCCAGAAGAAAAGUGAGCAGAUGAGAAAGGAGAUGCACGGUAAAUUGAAUAAGCUUAGACAGCAACGGAGCAAGGAUUUCGAUAGUGGUGUGAAAGAAAAAACGGAAGAAGCUGAAGGUUGUGAAGAUGAUUGCUCGAGUGACAAAGAAAAGCCGAAGCAGUCGGGACUGGAGAAAACAAAGCCAGGAAAAGCAGAAACCGAAAAAAAAAGGUCGGAAAAAGGCAAACCUGGGAAAAUGGAUCUGGUCGAGACUGGCAACGGAGAUUUUCGAGGAGCAUAUCAAAAAUACUCCACUCCAAAAACAUGUUUAGUUCCGUUGGUCACAUCGCCAUCAUUGGAGGAAAUUCCGCCUGUCGACGCGGAAUCCGUAAAAGGUGAUACACAGGAAAAGAUCGAAAGUAAGAAGAACGACGCGGUUUCAAAUGACGUGCGAGAAGCAAAUGAGGACGAUAGUGAAUCCAGCGAAUCAAAUGAGGAUCACGAAUCGGUGACAGUACAAGCUGGUCAAAACAAGCAACAAAGAUGUCGUCGAGGACCUACCAAAGCUCAGCUGUCCGCCAGGCAGUUCCUGUCGAAGAAGUUGCCGGUAUUUUCCGGAAAGUUAGAGGACUGGCCGAUGUUCAUCUGCAGCUACGAAACAUCUAGCGAGGCUUGUGGGUUUUCGAAUGUCGAGAACCUGGCUCGACUACAAGAGUGCUUGAAGGGCCAAGCAUUGGAAGCAGUUCGUAGUAGGCUCCUACUUCCAGACGCAGUUCCACAGAUCAUUGAGACUCUCCGGAUGUUGUACGGUCGCCCGGAGCACCUUCUAAAUAUGCUAUUGGUGAAGGUGAGAAAGGCUCUCCCACCGAGAGCAGAUCGUUUGAUAACGUUCAUCAAUUUCGGGAUGAUUGUCCAGCAGCUUGCAGAUCACCUGGAAGCAACGAAGCUUACUUCUCAUCUUCUGAAUCCCAUGCUGAUUCAGGAGAUUACCGAAAAGUUGCCCGCAAGUACACAACUUGAGUGGGUGCGGUAUAGAAGGAGAGACCGUGUAGUCACGAUUCGAACUUUAGCCAACUUUCUGUCCGAAAUCGUGAAAGACGCCAGCGAGGUGACGUCAUACUGUGAAGCACCUGUAGUUGUAGACCACGCCAAUCGAAAGUCCAGAGGAAAGGAUAAAGAGCACGAAGGUUUCCUCCAUGCCCACUGUGGACAAGAAAACGCCAACAAAACUCAGGCGCCGAGGGUGAGAAAGCCAUGUAUGAUUUGCGACCGUACUGAUCACCGGGUAAGAAAUUGUGUAGCCUUCCGGAACCUCUCCGUACCACAUCGUUUGGAAGCGGUGCGUAAAUGGAAGUUGUGCUCGAUGUGUCUCAAUGAGCAUGGAAAUGCCCGCUGUAAGCUGAAUUUCCGCUGUAAUGUCGGGACCUGUAGAGAGCCUCACCAUCCUUUACUCCACGCGGCAGGGCCGGAAUCGGGAUCGAACUGCAACUUUCAUUCGUUUCAACGCAAGCAAUCGGUGAUUUUUCGAAUGAUUCCGGUCACAUUGCACUGGGGAAAUCAUACAGUGAACACAGUGGCUUUCCUGGACGAGGGGUCGUCCUACACAUUGGUGGAGAAGUCGGUGGCUAGCGCUCUUAGGACGAAUGGUGUAACGCAACCACUUCGUGUGACGUGGACGGCUGGAAUGUCCCGAUUGGAAAGGAACUCGCAGAAAGUAGAACUGUAUAUUUCGGCUCGAGGUUCAAGUCGCCGGUUCCACAUAAAAGCAGCUCAUACCGUGGAUAACUUGAGGCUUCCCCAGUCGACGCUAGCCCUGACGGAAGUAGUCAAGCAGUAUCCCCAUCUUCAAGAUCUAUCCGUGGUGGAUUUCCAACAUACUGUUCCGCAAAUUCUGAUCGGACUGAAAGACGUUCACUUGUGUGCACCGUUAGAAUCACGAAUCGGGAAAGCGGAAGAGCCAAUCGCUGUGCGGUCCAAGCUUGGUUGGACCAUAUUCGGACCUGUAAGCGGUGGUGUUGAGUCGAGCAUCGUUGGUCAUCAUGCGUGCAGCAGUGUUUCGAACGAGGACCUCCACGAUCUGUUGAAGAGCCACUACACGCUAGAAGAGUCUGGCAUUUCGGUUGCGCUGCUACCGGAAAGCGAAGAGGAUAGGAGAGCGAAAGAUAUCCUGACGCAAACGACGGUAAGAGUAGGUGAUCGUUUUGAGACGGGGUUAUUAUGGAGAUAUGAUAGUCCGUGCUUCCCCGACAGCUAUCCUAUGGCUGUGAAAAGGCUCAAGAGUUUAGAGAGACGUUUAUUGAAGGACAAUGAACUGUACGAUAAAGUACGGUGCAUGGUCUCGGAGUACCUAACCAAGGGCUAUGCGCACAAAGCUUCAGAGUUGGAGCUAGCAGACACCAACCAGAGUAAGGUGUGGUAUUUGCCAUUGAACGUGGUUAUUAAUCCGAAGAAACCGGGUAAAGUCCGCCUUGUUUGGGACGCAGCUGCGGCUGUAGCUGGGGUGUCCCUGAAUUCAAAACUCUUGAAGGGUCCCGAUAUGCUGACUGCUCUCCCAGCAGUUAUUUGCAAGUUUCGAGAGAAAAAAGUGGGUUUUGGUGCAGACAUCAAAGAGAUGUAUCAUCAGUUGAAAAUUCGAAAAGAAGAUAAGCAAGCGCAGAGGUUCCUGUUCCGAGAGAAUCCAGCCAGCGCUCCGGAGGUAUUUAUUAUGGACGUUGCUACCUUUGGGGCGACCAGUUCACCUUGCUCCGCCCAGUUUGUGAAGAACAUGAAUGCAAAGGAGUUCGCAGGGCGGUUUCCAGAGGCAGCGAGAGCGAUUCUAGAGAACCAUUACGUCGAUGAUUAUUUCGAUAGCACGGAGACAGUCGAGGAAGCAGUGAAGCUGGCGAAGGAGGUAACGUUUGUUCAUUCAAAGGGCGGCUUCGAGCUUCGAAAUUGGGUCUCUAGUUCAGAGGUGUUCCUGCGAGAAAUGGGGGAGACAAAAGAAAAUCAAUGUGUUCAUUUUAAUCAAGACAAGGAAACAGGGCAAGAAAGGGUCUUGGGAAUAGUGUGGAAUUCAGUAAGCGACGAGUUUACGUUCUCAGCAAGGUUACGUGAAGAUUUGCUGCCGUACCUGAUAGGAGAGAGGCGGCCCACGAAAAGGGGGGUCAUGAGCUGCAUCAUGAGCUUGUUCGAUCCCAUUGGGUUUUUGGCUUCCUUCACUAUUUAUGGAAAAAUGCUUAUUCAAGAUCUUUGGCGCAGUGGAUGUGCCUGGGACCAGCAGAUCAACGACGAGUGUAGCGAGAAAUGGAAUCGUUGGGUCGGUCGGCUUCCAGAAAUCGAAAGAGUGCGGAUCCCUCGUUAUCACUUCACGGGAGGAUUAUCUGUGGACUACAGUACGUUGCAACUACACGUUCUUGUCGAUGCUAGUGAGAAUGCAUAUGGUGCUGUUGCAUAUUUCCGUGUCAUGACUGCUUCUGGUCCUAUUUGUUCGCUUGUGAUGGCACGUUCCAAGGUUGCACCUUUGAAGCAGCUGUCAAUUCCGCGCCUGGAACUACAGGCCGCGGUACUAGGUUCUAGAUUGCUAAAUUCCAUCAUCGAUAACCAUUCCGUAGAGGUGAAACAGCGGUUUAUUUGGACAGAUUCGAGGACAGUACUUUCUUGGAUCCACUCGGAUCAGCGACGCUACAAGCAAUUCGUUGCUUUCCGAAUUGGUGAAAUCCUUAGUCUCACGAAGCUCGAUGAAUGGCGGUGGGUUUCCACUAGAAACAACAUCGCUGACGACCUAACCAAAUGGGAUCGAGGACACAAUCUAAAUUCGAACGGUCCUUGGUUUCGGGGUCCACAUUUCCUGUUCCAUCAGGAAGAUUCCUGGCCAGAACAGAAGCGCGUAACACCGAAUGUGCCUGAAGAGAUACGUGCCCACAUACUGUUCCACGACAUUUCACUGUCAGAACCUGUAAUCGAUCCGUUGCGUUUUUCAAGAUGGAAGGUCUUAGUUCGAACGAUAGCCUGCGUCUACCGGUUUGUUUCGAACUGCAAGCGAAAAAAGGAAGGAUGGGCCAUCGAAGGUGUACCAACGACCGAUGCUCUCAAGAGAAAAGUAAAGGCAAAAAUUGCAUCUACGGUAGUUCCUUUGCAACGAGACGAAUACCAAAAAUCAGAAGCAUAUUUGUGGCGAUUCGCACAAGCGGAAGCAUACGGGGAUGAGGUGAAAACUCUCCAGAAAAAUCUUAAAGUGGGGAACGAGAAACAACGACAGCUGGAAAAAUCGAGCAGUCUAUACAGUCUGAGCCCAUUCUUGGAUGCACAGAACGUUCUUCGGAUGGAAGGGAGAACCGCACAAGGUACGUUCUUACCGUUCGAACUACGUUUCCCAAUUAUACUCCCUAAAGGACAUCCAGUUACCGUUAAACUUCUGGAACAUUAUCAUCAGAGAGUGGCACACGGCAAUCAAGAAACGGCGGUAAAUGAAAUACGACAAAGGUUUUGGAUUCCCAAUCUCCGAGCGGAACUCAAACGUAUUUCAAGAGCUUGCAUGCGAUGCAAGGUGAGGAAAUGUGAGCCAGGUCAUCCGAGAAUGGCUCCUCUUCCGAUUUCGCGGAUCUCGCCUGGAUUGCAGCCGUUCAGCUACACAGGGGUGGAUUAUUGUGGUCCAUUGACUGUCUCCGUCGGGCGCAGAUCAGAGAAAAGGUGGAUUUGUUUGUUCACGUGUUUGACGACGAGAGCUAUUCACAUUGAGGUUGCUCAUAGUCUGACGACUCAAUCGUGCCUGAUGGCCAUACGGCGAUUCGUGAGCUACAGAGGAGGUCCUCUUGAAUUCUUCUCAGAUAAUGGGACGAAUUUCCAUGGCGCCAGCAAAGAAAUUGUUAAGCAGAUGGAGAUUAAUUGUGAAGAUGUGUUCACCGAUUCGAGAACCAGAUGGAAUUUCAAUCCGCCUUCCGCACCUCAUAUGGGUGGGGUGUGGGAGCGAAUGGUGCGCUCCGUUAAGACGGCGUUGAAAGCGUUGGAUGAUGGCCGCCGAAUGACGGACGAAGUACUCCUGACCGUGUUGGCAGAAGCGGUGGAUUUAAUCAAUUCUCGGCCACUGACAUACGCUGGCCUGGAACCUGAUGCAAAGGAAGCGCUAACACCAAACCAUUUUGUUCGCGGCGUAGGACUAAUGAGUUCUGAGUCGUUUAUCAGACCUACCAAUGAAGCAGAGGCACUGCGGGACAGCUUCAAGCGGUCACAGUUUUUGGCUGAUUGUUUGUGGAAACGAUGGACUUCUGAGUAUCUCCCGACGAUCAAUCAUCGCAGCAAAUGGCACUCUGAAAUGCCUCCUAUUGCAAAAGGUGAUCUUGUGUAUAUUGCGGACGAGAAUAUCCGAAAGCAUUGGGUUAGAGGGGUUGUAACCGAGGUAUUCAGUGGUGCUGAUGGUAGGAUCAGACAGGCUUUGGUGAAAACAGCAAAGGGUGAGUUCAGGCGGCCGGUGGUGAAGCUUGCGGUGCUUGAAGUCCAGGGUCGUAAAUCUACUGCGGCUGACGCUUUCGCACCAGAGUUACGGGGAGGGGCUAUGUACACACCGCUACGCACAGUCGACUAAGGCCUACCUGCAUGAGUUAACCAUCUUGCGACGAAAUGUCAGAAAAGGCACCAGAGUGAAUAAAAACAGUAUAGAAAGGAGAAAAUAGAUAAACAAAAGGCAAACGGAUGAAUUGAGUUGGAUAGUUUUUGAAAGUGUAUUGAAAUUUACAGAGAAAUCGUUAGAAUUUCUAAAAGGAAUUUAUUGCCGCUGAUAGCCAAAUAACUGCUGGAUCCUGAGAGACCUGAAAAAAAGAAAAAUAUUGUAAAAUUAAUAAAGAAACUGUAAAAUGUAAGUAGAACCUGAAAAGAAAAGAAAUGAGAUUAAUUAAAUACAUAAAAUUUCAGUUUCAAGCUGCGAAACAAGAAAAUUGCUGCUUUGAAAAUUAGUUUGUUGUGACGACCCCGAACACCAACCAUGUCAGGAUCGAAUGGAGCAAUUCACGUUCUGUUGAGAAAGUAAAAUAAAAAGUCGUAUUCAUCGGGUUUAUAAACCACUCUUUGUACUUAUGCGGAUAACAUUCUUUUGCUUUUUCUUAGACACAUAGGUGUUGCCGAUUCUUUGCUCAACGAACAGUUAUUUCGGAGUGUCCAGCUUGCUGCUAAUGGGAACAUUCUAAUCGUAAAGGCCAUGGUGGCUCUGAUAAUUGAUGGGAAUGGCGGAUCUCUCGGCUGAAGGAGGCCUCGAUGUUCAUAGCUUAGAAAUUGGAUAAAUUAGGUUUAGAUACAAUUUAUACUGGAAAAAUUGAACACCUAGGAGUACUAAAUAACGGAUAGUUUAUUCUUGCGAUGCUUCACAUACAUUAGUUGGAUGUGGAACAAAUAACAGUAUGGGGAUUGAUUCGUAUACACAUAUUUGUGCGUAUGUGUGGAGCUUCAAAGAAACGCUUCCAAAUAUUGAAAUUAGUUUGACCGAACUAGGAGUCCGACAAUGAAUUUUCUGUCUGGUUCACAAAUCUCGAUAGAUAGGCCCGAUGCAACGGCAGAGGACUUCGAUGGAUUAUAGUCAAUUAAAAACAAAUGUACUAAUGUCUAUUGAUACUGAUUUUUUGUUCAGAAAAUUUGCUGCUAUAACAUGCUGUAACAUACAUGAAAUUGGGGUUUUCAUUUUUUGUAAUGCCAAAUAUCUACAAAUUGUAUAAAUUGUCGAGAUGUACUAUGUAUCAUCUCGAAAAAUUGUUUUUUUUGGUCAAAAAUCGACUCUCUGGGACUUCUUUUUUUCAGAAUACGAGGCAAAACGUAUGGUUUAGGGUGCCAAUGAAAAUAAUUAUCGGAGGGGCCUUCGAAUGUAAUUUGAGAUUCUAUAAAAAUUGAUAUUAUUCUCGCAUGACAAAAAUAUUGAUUGAAUUAAAAAAACAUAAUUUCCCUAAAUUAUAUACCAUACCUGUUGUCGCACUCAAUGCAAAACUUCUAGUGGAAACCUUCUGUUUAUCCAGUUUUACAACGUUUAUCCAGUUCAACAACGCGAAUCAAACAAUUCAUUUCACACGUUCCCGCCGGCGCUGUAAUUCAUAAUCCUCGCCAUCUAGCGGCUGCGCUUAACACUUUCGGCGCCCCGUCACCCACAUAUGGGUGACACUUUCCUCGUUCAAAUUGAAUAGGAUUGUUAGAAGGAAUUUGAUAGAAUAGGCGCCUAAAUGUAACUAUAAGAUAUGAAGAAAAAUAAUAAAAUCACAACCAUAAUAUUAUACUGUUUAUACUAUACUUUUCAUUAAUUUAUAGUACGGAUGGUUUGUACUGCGGUUUUUUGCAAGACCCCUAGAAUAUGACUUUGGCAUGUGUUAUUGUCAUAAAUUCGUUUUCAAUUGAAAACAAACAUUGCUAGAUCAGGUAAAAGUUUUAUACAAACUUAGUUUGAUCUUCAUUUAAUAAUUUAUUCGCAAGUUGGGCCCUGCAAGAAACUCAAAAACGUCGCGUUGGGCGACGAACGUGUUAGUGCUUUUCGCUCUAUCGAACGGAACCUAUUCCAGGCAGUGUUUACCGAUUGAACAUUUCAUCAGAAUUAUUCACUUUCGUUUGUUCAAAUAUAAUCUUGAAGAAGGCAUUUCCCCCAGUGGCAUUCGUUUCGAGUCACGAUUAAGAAUUUUAUCAAACAAAAACUUUUUCCAAGGUGAACUUUUGAACUUUUAUGGAGCAAAUGUUUCAGAGUAAUCGAUUUUAGAGCUUUUAAAUUGUUUUGAUGAACAGUGGGGUGAGAUUUAAAAGGCGAUUAUUGAUCAAAGUUUUUCAUAUAUUUCAUAUAAGUUUUGUUCAAUUGGAAGUCAAAAUUGGAUUUUGAACUCAGAAAACUAUUUUUAACAUAACUAUGGAAGAUGAUUUUCUCUGCCAAUGACCGUUCCGUAAACUAAUCUUAUUGGUAGAUUCUUCAACGAUGAUUUAUGUUCUAUUUCUGUUCCAACCCUGAAUUAAUUACAAUCCAUACUUCCUUUUCCCAAAUCAGAGUGAGACAGCAAUGUCUAACACAAAAAGAGAGAAAAGGUAAACUUACAUGAAACACUACAUAAAUAAAUCAUCAAACAACUGCAGGGUCGUUACAGUGAACAUAACGUAGGAAUUAUGUUAACAAUCAAGAGUUCAUCAAUUCUUCUUAAAUUACCUUACUAGACAGUUACAGGAACAGAAUACUUAUCUUACUCCGUACAACACACAAAAACUGAACAUUUUUAAACCAUCGCUAGACGAGAUAAAGAGAGAGAAAAGAGAAAGUAUGUCACAAAUUAUUUAACAAUUUGGUCGCACAGACGCGCACAAAGCUUUACUAUACUCAUUCAAACCACACUAUGUAAAAAAUAAAGUAUAUUUACAACAGAAAUCAGCUCCAAAUAUGCUGCUAAGUGGAGUGAAUACAUAUUGUUUUGAUUUAUAUCGUCCAUGACUUAGUGUUCGGUAUUUUAAAAAAAUCGAAGAAGAAAUUAUAUUGUUUUAAUCACAAAUGCUUUAAGGGAAACCUUCGGAAAAUUUUUACUCCCCCCAUAAUUUACAAAACUGACUACAACAGUACGGCAAUUAAUGAAGCAAGCAUACUCUUAUGACGUUCACAUAUUGUUAGCGGUUAAAUGAAAAAUACUAUUUUAAAUAUCUCCACAGAACAGCUACUUCCUUCAGCGUUUUAACGGCGACAAAAGUCUUUCCAAUCUCGAAUGCGCAAAUUAUUCCAAUUAGGGGAAAUGAUAGCGCGAAUAGACACAAUACACCUUAACACAACACUUGUAACUGUUCUGAUAGAUUAUGACACACACACAUACACACUAUUCUAGUUUCGAAUCGAAACACAUCGGUGCACCCGGACGCAGGAUACGCGGAAAUGUUCAGGAAUUCGUUUCAGAGUGAGGCGGUAGGGCAAAAUAAAAUUAGGAAAAGUUGGAAAAACUGACUAAAAAAAGUGAUAUUUAAACAUAAACAUUGAUAGCAUUCAGAAGGAAUACCUACGAUAUUGAACAUGAUUACUAUUGUAACUAUCGAUCAAAAGCAAAAAAAUUGUAUUGAUUAAUGGGAAAAUUACGAGUUAUUAAAAGCAAACCAAGAAUUCUCGAUAACGUUGAA